Anoplophora glabripennis (Asian longhorned beetle) is the source of this 856-nucleotide messenger RNA. RefSeq lists its product as uncharacterized. Bases 1 to 768 code for a protein of 255 amino acids. The record is from RefSeq and is a predicted model, not a curated record. NCBI's taxonomy places the organism in Eukaryota, Metazoa, Arthropoda, Insecta, Coleoptera, Cerambycidae. The transcript has 8 exons. Gene Ontology annotation, biological process: signal transduction.
AUGCCAAUACGAUGGGUUGUUUUUGAAGAAUAUCACAUAUUACAAUGGUGUGGAAAAAAAGAUAUAAUUACAGAUGCUAGUUUGGAAGCCGUAAGAGAGUUAGUGACAGCAUUAAGAUCGAAUGUGCAGUUAAUAGGACAUGGCUGGGUGUUCAGAGUUGGAGUUGCUGUACAUCAAGGAGUAGUACAAGAAAUUCUGACAGCCAUACAAAAGGGACAAACCAGGACUAUUCGUACAAUGCUUGAAGCUGGUUGGAGACUGGAGUCAGCCCAAGCUUUAUAUCUGUUUUUGUCUAACUUACAGAAACCGCUGGUUCCCGAUUCGAUACAAGCUUUAGUUCUCGAUAAUAAUGAAAAUAUACCAGUUGAAGUUGUUGCUACUGAUGUACUAGGGCUAAUCAAGCAGGAAUUACCUCAGAAACAUCUCCAUUUGAUAACAAUACUAUUAAAUUUAUUGGAUACCGUUAUAAAAUUUUCCCCUGCUGAUGAACUUCGAGGCAAUACUUUACCAAUAUCUAUGCUUCCUUUAUUUUUUAAUAUUCAGACCCGACAUAUGCAGGAAUGGCGUAGGAUAGUUACAAUAUUUGUGGAACUGAUUCGAAAGGCUAGUCAACAAUUGGAAAUUCCUUCGAAUAGAGAAAAUGUUCGUUUGAAUGAAAAUAACUUUUUACUUGAGUUAAAUCAAAUUGUAGAAGAGUCUAUCGAGUUAAGAGAAAAUACAGUGGUACGAAGGUAUCUCAUACCUGUAGGUUAUAGAGGUGACUGUUAAAAUGUGGAAACUUAUCAGAUGCAAAACACAUGAAAAUUAAAACUCAAAUUAUGUAGACUUUAAGAACAAUAAAUAUUAUUUAUCAAUA